AUGGAACUUAAUUCAAUGGAAAAUCUUAUUCAUUUACCAAUUAAUGAGAAUGUUAUAAAACGAUAUGGAAAAUAUACAAAAAAAGUAAAUGGAGAACUUGUUAAAGUUAUUUAUGAUUGGUUUGAACGUGAAAAUGGUAAUCAAUAUAAAUUAGAUCUAACAAAACAACAAUAUGAUCAAAUGAAAACAAUUGUUUCUCCAAUAGAUGCUUAUGGAAAACCAUUACCAUUUGAUCAAUUUUGCGAUAUUCUUAUUCCAGUUAUAACUGCUAAUGAAAAUGAACAUCAUAAUGAUUAUUCUAUAUGGUUAGCAUUUCGUUCGUUUGAUAAAAAUAAUGAUCAAUAUAUACAAGCUGAGGAACUUGAAUCAUUAAUACAUAUUAUUGGUAAAAGUGUUAGUCGAGAACAAAUACGAAAUUUUAUUAAUAAAGUUGAUUGGGAUCAUAAUGGUCAAUUAGAUUAUAAUGAAUUUUAUCAAUUUAUUAUACGUGGUUAUGCACGAGAAUUACUUAUGAUGAAUAUAACAAAAGAUAUUGUUUAUACAAAUGAUAAUAUAGAUAUAUUAACAAACACUAAUUAA
This is a messenger RNA of Rotaria sordida, 579 nucleotides long. The record is from the annotation of a GenBank genome assembly. Lineage: Eukaryota; Metazoa; Rotifera; Eurotatoria; Philodinida; Philodinidae.